Messenger RNA from Brassica napus (rape), 2418 nucleotides. RefSeq names its product nitrate regulatory gene2 protein-like. The coding region runs from base 146 to 2359 and encodes 737 amino acids. The record is from RefSeq and is a predicted model, not a curated record. Lineage: Eukaryota; Viridiplantae; Streptophyta; Magnoliopsida; Brassicales; Brassicaceae. The transcript has 4 exons.
AAAAUUGAGUACAGUGUUUAGUGUCGAGUGCAAAAUAAUACUGGAGCCAACCAGCUAUAUACACACUCUCUCUCUCUUUUGAAUAAUGCAGAGCCGAGUUGAGCUCCACGCGCCACCGUAACGAAGAUUACUGAAGUAAGCAGACAUGGGAUGCGCGGCGUCUAAACUCGACAGCGAGGACACUGUCCGGCGGUGCAAAGAUCGCCGCCGUCUGAUGAAAGAAGCCGUGUACGCUCGCCACCACCUCGCCGCCGCUCACGCCGAUUACUGCCGAUCGCUUCGUGUAACUGGAUCCGCUCUCUCCUCGUUCGCCGGCGGCGAGCCUCUCUCCGUAUCCGAUCAAACUCCCCAACAAUCUCCGGCCAAUCGUAUCCCUCCACGUGUCCCUCCGUCACCUGCUCCUCUUCUGAAGCUGAAGCAGGCUCCUCCGAUCACCUCCAACCGACGGAGGAAACAGCAACACAAGCCCAAGGUGCCUCAUAUACUCUCGGACUCGAGCCCUUCGUCUUCUCCGAUGAGUCAGAGAUCCAAUUUCUACCAGAACUCGGCGUACUCCGCUACUCCCUCACACGCCUCCUCCGUCUGGAACUGGGAGAAUUUCUACCCUCCUUCUCCUCCAGACUCCGAGUUCUUCGAUAAGAAGGCUCAAGAGAGGAGACAGAAGCCAGAUAAUAAUCCCUUUAGCCAUCACACCCAUGAUACCGAGACGGAGAGGUCAGAGUAUGACUUCUUCGACUCGAGUAAGAAGAAUAAGAAUCAGUUUGAAUCAGAUGAUGAGGCUGAGGAGGAGGAGACGGAGAGAGAGGAAGUACAUUGUAGUGAAUGGGACGUUCACGAUCAUUACAGCUCUACUAGCUCCUCUGAGGAAGAAGAAGAUGACCAUAUGGAGUCAAUCUCCGAGAUUGGGACUAAUCCGACGAGUAGGCAUCAUCACCAAGACCCUUCUUCACCAAUGCCGCAAGAAAGAAGAUAUCAUGAUAAAGCUGCUGAUGAUGAUGCGAGCUAUGGAGGGGGAGGAGAGAUGGAGAUGGUGGUUAGGCAUAGAGAUUUGAAAGAGAUUGCUGAUUCCCUCAAGGAGAAUUUCCACAAGGCGGCUGCGGCUGGUGAUCAAGUGUCUCAGAUGCUUGAGCUAGGCAGAGCUCAGCUUGAUCGGAGUUUCGGACAGUUGAAGAAAACUGUGAUUCAUUCGAGUAGCUUACUAAGCACCCUGAGCUCGACAUGGACCUCGAAGCCGCCGUUGGCAGUCAAGUACAGGCUUGACACGACGGCAUUGGAUCAACCAAACAGUGUCAAGAGCCUUUGUUCCACUCUUGACCGUCUCUUGGCAUGGGAGAAGAAGCUCUAUGAAGAAAUCAAGGCUAGAGAAGGUGUGAAGAUUGAGCAUGAGAAGAAGUUAUCCCAACUUCAAAGCCAAGAGUAUAAAGGGGAGGAUGAAGCUAAGCUAGACAAGACAAAGGCCUCUAUAACGAGGUUACAGUCACUGAUCAUUGUUACAUCUCAAGCUGUUACUACCACGUCUACGGCUAUUAUCCGUCUUCGUGAUACCGACCUUGUUCCUCAACUUGUUGAGCUAUGUCAUGGCUUUAUGUACAUGUGGAAAGCUAUGCAUCAAUACCACGAGACACAGAACGGCAUCGUAGAGCAAGUUCGAGGGCUCAUCAACAGAUCAAGCAAAGGCGAAUCAACCUCUGAGCUACAUCGACAAGCCACACGCGACUUAGAAUCAGCCGUCUCUUCUUGGCACUCCAGUUUCACUCACGUGAUCAAGUUCCAGCGUGACUUCAUACACUCGGUUCACGCAUGGUUCAAACUAACCCUUCUUCCGGUUUGCCACGAAGACGCCGCAGUUAAAGAGCCAACGGAUGCUUACGCCUUCUGCGAUGAGUGGAAACUCGCUCUUGACCGUGUUCCCGACACGGUCGCAUCCGAAGCAAUCAAAAGCUUCAUCAACGUGGUCCACGUGAUAUCCUCGAAGCAAGCAGAUGAACAAAAGAUAAAGAAGAGAACAGAGUCAGCAUCAAAGGAGCUGGAGAAGAAAGCUUCGUCACUUAGAAACCUAGAGAGGAAAUAUUAUCAGUCAUACUCAAUGGUCGGCGUCGGUAUACCAGAUUCAGGACCUGAACACAUGUUAGACGCCAGAGACCCGCUAAGCGAUAAGAAAUCGGAGCUUGAGGUUUGCAGAAGGAGAGUAGAGGAAGAGAUGGUGAAGCAUUCAAAGGCAAUAGAAGUGACGAGAGCCAUGACUCUGAAUAACUUGCAGACAGGGUUGCCUGGUGUGUUCCAAGCUUUAACGAGUUUCUCUGCUUUGUUCAUGGAGUCUCUUCAAACGGUUUGCACUCGCUCAUACUCUAUCAAAUAGGACAUUAUAUUGUAUAAUGUAUACACAGCAGCUUAUUCAAUUCUUAUAAUUUUUAAGUA